Globicephala melas (long-finned pilot whale) is the source of this 4594-nucleotide messenger RNA. It is a transcript of the gene RAD50, whose product is annotated as RAD50 double strand break repair protein. The record is from RefSeq and is a predicted model, not a curated record. Gene Ontology annotation, biological process: telomere maintenance via recombination; double-strand break repair; chromosome organization involved in meiotic cell cycle. Gene Ontology annotation, molecular function: single-stranded telomeric DNA binding; ATP hydrolysis activity; double-stranded telomeric DNA binding. Lineage: Eukaryota; Metazoa; Chordata; Mammalia; Artiodactyla; Delphinidae. Gene Ontology annotation, cellular component: nucleus; condensed nuclear chromosome; Mre11 complex.
CCAGCACCCGCCCGCUCAGGCCAGAAACCCACGAAGCGCCGCCGGCAGUCAGAUCCCGGGCCCGCCUCCAGCUGCGAGGCCCCGGCGGGCGCUAAAUGAAGGGCAGAUGAGAAAGCAGCCCGGGGGGAUUGAGGCGCCGUGGGCCGCGUAGCCGGGCGAGGGCGCAAUGCGCGGCCGCGACGUGCGCAACGGGCUGACUAGCGGUGUCUCGGGUGGACGUGGCUCCAGCCGAACGCCGCCCGGACGGCCGCGUGCAGACCCGAGGCCCGGGCCCCCGCCUCUGGCUGACGGCCCCGCGCUCCGCGUUCACCGCGCGCUUGGGCUCAAGCCCGCCUCUCGGCCGCUUUCACUUUCGCUUUCGCUUUCCUGCCGACAGUGUUGAGGAAAAUGAAAGUGGCGGUGUCCAACAGCCGGCGUAUCAGCCGUCGGGGCGAGGGGCGCAGGGUACGGGCGGUGGGCCUGGGGCUAGCGAGCUGAGGCCACAGCCCGCGCCCGGCGAGAUGGCAGCAGGCCCUGGACUUCCCUGCACUUCAGGCAGUCGUGAGGCCGCAGAGAAACAAGAAAAUGGACUCCCUCCUCCUGAGGACAAGAAUGCCAGCCACCAGCCAUGGGUGAGCUUAGAGACCAUCAUUGAAUGUCUAAAAUAUAUUUGUACUGGAGAUUUUCCUCCUGGAACCAAAGGAAGUACAUUCGUUCAUGAUCCCAAGGUUGCUCAAGAAACAGAUGUUAGAGCACAGAUUCGUCUGCAGUUUCGUGAUGUCAAUGGAGAACUUGUAGCUGUGCAGAGAUCUAUGGUUUGUACUCAGAAAAGCAAAAAGACAGAAUUUAAAACCCUGGAAGGAGUCAUUACUAGAACAAAGCGUGGCGAAAAGGUCAGUCUCAGCUCCAAGUGUGCAGAAAUUGACCGAGAGAUGAUAAGUUCUCUUGGGGUUUCCAAAUCUGUGCUAAAUAAUGUCAUUUUCUGUCACCAAGAAGAGUCUAAUUGGCCUUUAAGUGAAGGAAAGGCUUUGAAGCAAAAAUUUGAUGAGAUUUUUUCCGCAACAAGGUACAUUAAAGCGUUGGAAACACUUCGGCAGGUACGUCAGACACAAGGUCAGAAAGUAAAAGAAUGUCAAACAGAACUAAAAUAUCUGAAGCAAAAUAAGGAAAAAGCUUGUGAUAUUCGCGAUCAGAUUACUCGUAAGGAAGCGCAGUUAACAUCGUCAAAGGAAAUUGUCAAAUCCUAUGAGAAUGAACUUGAUCCAUUGAAGAAUCGUCUAAAAGAAAUUGAACAAAAUCUCUCUAAAAUAAUGAGACUCGACAAUGAAAUUAAAGCUUUGGAUAGCCGAAAGAAGCAAAUGGAAAAAGAUAAUAGUGAACUGGAACAGAAAAUGGAAAAGAUUUUUCAAGGGUCUGAUGAGCAGCUAAAUGAUUUAUAUCACAAUCACCAGAGAACAGUUAGGGAGAAAGAAAGGAGACUGGUAGAAUGUCAGCGUGAACUGGAAAAAUUAAAUAAAGAAUCUAGGCUUCUCAAUGAAGAAAAAUCAGAACUACUUGUUGAACAGGGUCGUCUACAGCUACAAGCAGAUCGUCAUCAAGAACAUAUGCGAGCUAGAGAUUCAUUAAUUCAGUCUUUGGCAACACAACUAGAAUUGGAUGGCUUUGAGCAUGGACCAUUCAAUGAGAGACAGAUAAAAAAUUUUCACAAACUUGUGAGAGAGAGGCAAGAAAAGGAAGCAGAAACUGCCAGGCAACUGAUGAAUGACUUUGCAGAAAAAGAGACUCUGAAACAAAAACAGAUAGAUGAGAUAAGGGAUAAGAAAACUGGACUGGGAAGAAUAAUAGAGCUAAAAUCAGAAAUCCUAACUAAGAAGCAGAGUGAGCUGAAAAAUGUGAAGUAUGAAUUACAGCAGUUGGAAGGAUCUUCAGACAGAAUUCUUGAACUGGACCAGGAGCUCACAAAAGCUGAACGUGAGCUAAGCAAAGCUGAGAAAAACAGCAAUGUAGAAACUCUAAAAACAGAAGUAAUAAGCCUUCAAAAUGAGAAAGCAGAUCUAGACAGGACCCUGCGUAAAUUGGACCAGGAGAUGGAGCAGUUAAAUCAUCAUACAGCAACACGUACCCAGAUGGAGAUGCUGACCAAAGACAAAGCUGACAAAGAUGAACAAAUCAGAAAAAUAAAAUCUAGGCACAGUGAUGAAUUAACUUCAUUGUUAGGAUAUUUUCCCAACAAAAAACAGCUUGAAGACUGGCUUCAUAGUAAAUCAAAAGAAAUUAAUCAGACCAGGGUCAGACUUGCGAAAUUGAACAAGGAACUGGCUUCAGCUGAGCAAAAUAAAAAUCAUAUAAAUAAUGAGCUAAAAAGGAAGGAAGAGAAGUUGUCCAGCUAUGAAGACAAACUGUUUGAUGUUUGUGGUAGCCAGGAUUUUGAAAGUAACUUAGACAGGCUUAAAGAAGAAAUUGAAAAAUCCUCAAAACAACGAGCCAUGCUGGCUGGAGCUACGGCAGUUUACUCCCAAUUCAUUACUCAGCUAACGGAUGAACACCAGUCGUGUUGCCCUGUCUGUCAGAGAGUUUUUCAGACAGAAGCUGAAUUACAAGAAGUCAUCAAUGAUUUGCAGUCUAAGCUGAGGCUUGCUCCAGAUAAGCUCAAGUCAACAGAAUCAGAACUAAAGAAAAAAGAAAAGCGGCGUGAUGAAAUGCUGGGACUAGUGCCCAUGAGGCAAAGCAUAAUUGAUUUGAAGGAGAAGGAAAUACCAGAAUUAAGAAACAAACUGCAGAAUGUGAACAGAGACAUACAGCGCCUAAAGAAUGACAUAGAAGAACAGGAAACACUUUUGGGUACAAUUAUACCUGAGGAAGAAAGUGCUAAAGUGUGUCUGACAGAUGUUACAAUUAUGGAGAGGUUCCAGAUGGAACUUAAGGAUGUUGAAAGAAAAAUUGCACAACAAGCAGCUAAACUCCAAGGACUAGAUUUGGAUAGAACUGUUCAACAAGUAAACCAGGAAAAACAAGAAAAGCAACACAAAUUAGAUACAGUUUCCAGUAAGAUUGAAUUGAAUCGUAAGCUUAUACAGGACCAGCAGGAACAAAUUCAGCACCUAAAAAGUACAACAAAUGAACUUAAAUCAGAGAAACUUCAGAUAUCCACUAAUUUACAACGUCGUCAGCAACUGGAAGAGCAGACUGUGGAAUUAUCCACUGAAGUUCAGUCCUUAUACAGAGAAAUAAAGGAUGCUAAAGAGCAGGUAAACCCUUUGGAAACAACAUUGGAAAAGUUCCAGCAGGAGAAAGAAGAAUUAAUCAACAAAAAAAAUACAAGCAACAAAAUAGCACAGGAUAAAAUAAAUGAUAUCAAAGAGAAGGUUAAAAAUAUUCAUGGUUAUGUGAAAGACAUUGAGAAUUAUAUUCAAGAUGGAAAAGAUGACUAUAAGAAGCAAAAAGAAACUGAACUUAAUAAAGUAAUAGCUCAACUAAGUGAAUGUGAGAAACACAAAGAAAAGAUUAAUAAGGAAAUGGGAAUCAUGAGACAAGAUAUUGAUACACAGAAGAUACAAGAAAGGUGGCUACAGGAUAACCUUACUUUAAGAAAAAGGAAUGAAGAACUAAAAGAAGGUGAAGAAGAAAGAAAACAACAUUUGAAGGAAAUGGGUCAAAUGCAGGUUUUACAAAUGAAAAAUGAACAUCAGAAGUUGGAAGAAAAAAUAGAAAAUAUAAAAAGAAAUCUCGGUUCGGCAAUAGGGCGACAGGAAGGUUAUGAGGAAGAAAUUAUUCGUUUUAAGAAAGAACUUCGAGACCCUCAAUUUCGGGAUGCCGAGGAAAAGUAUAGGGAAAUGAUGAUUGUUAUGAGAACAACAGAGCUUGUGAACAAGGAUCUGGACAUUUAUUAUAAGACCCUUGACCAAGCAAUAAUGAAAUUUCACAGUAUGAAAAUGGAAGAAAUCAACAAAAUUAUUCGUGACCUUUGGCGAAGUACCUAUCGUGGACAAGAUAUUGAAUACAUAGAAAUUCGAUCUGAUGCCGAUGAAAAUGUAUCAGCUUCUGAUAAAAGGCGGAAUUACAACUACCGAGUGGUGAUGCUAAAGGGAGACACGCCCUUGGAUAUGCGAGGACGAUGCAGUGCUGGACAAAAGGUAUUAGCCUCACUCAUCAUUCGCCUAGCCCUGGCUGAAACAUUCUGCUUAAACUGUGGCAUCCUUGCUUUGGAUGAGCCAACGACAAAUCUUGACCGAGAAAACAUUGAAUCUCUUGCACAUGCUCUGGUUGAGAUAAUAAAAAGUCGCUCACAGCAGCGUAACUUCCAGCUUCUGGUGAUCACUCAUGAUGAAGAUUUUGUGGAGCUCUUAGGGCGUUCUGAAUAUGUGGAGAAAUUCUACAGGAUUAAGAAGAACAUUGAUCAGUGCUCAGAGAUCGUGAAAUGCAGUAUUAGUUCCCUAGGAUCUAAUGUUCAUUAAAAACAUUCAAGAUUUAUAUGCCUUAGAAACAUGGGUCCUCAGCCAACUGCUUAUUUCUGGUAUUGAGUCAAUAUGAAAAUACGUUCUUUCAAAUGAGCCUUGUGUCUAGGGUUUUUAAUGUCUGAGAGGUUCGAAAAUCAUUAAAAUUGUUUCACAUGGAA